AAGGUUUUCAGUCAUAGAGAGAAAAAAAAAACAUAAGAGUAUGAAGAAGAAGAAGAGUAAACGAGAGAACUUGCUUUCUCCUUCAUCUUCAUGGCGAGAAAACCAUAACCCUCCUCGGAGAAACUCAAACUCCUCCGCCGUCUCCUCCUCCUCCGGCUGCCUCCCCGGAUUCUUCAACCUCUUCCUCUGCACCUUUAACUUCUCCUCAAACCGCCGCAAAUCCAUCACCUUAGGAUCCAAGAAACAACAAGAGCAAAGAACUGUCGUCUACGCUUCUCCUCCAGAAGAUGAUGCAUCAAACGGCGAGCCGCCGCUUCCACGCGAUGAAGGAGUGGAUGAAGAAGCAGCGAGGGUGAGUCUUGUGGGAGCGUUGGAGAAAUGCGAUCGUGACUUAGAGGAGCUUCGGAAAACCAUCAACGUUCUCAAAACCACUUACAUUCUUAAUAACAAGAAACUUGAGGUUUCACCAGCGACGGCGCGUGAUGAUUAUCUCAAAUUCUCCGACACCGUGACAGGAGAUGCCGUCGUGGGGACGCAAACGAAUAAGAACACAAAGACGACACUACAUCAAACGGACACUGACACAACAAUGUUGUCUACGAUGAUGAAGGAUCACGAGUACAAAGACAACACAACCUACAAAGUCAACCACAUUAAUCUAAUCUCUAGACCCAACCAUUACGCCAUGCACGACGUCAUCUCCAACAGAGCAACGACAGAGUCACGUGACACGGCGCCAAUUAUGGAAAGCGUGAACCAGGUUUGUGAGGACGUAGCAUCUGGUCAACGAAGAGAAGUGGCUAAGAUCGGUUUGGCACUUCAUGACCAUAUCUGUCGGGACUUGAUUUCGGAGACCGUUCACGAACUAUCAUUGUUCUCUCACUACGACGAGGAUGACAUGUGUCAUAAGUUGACGGUGGAUUGUUACGGACGAGGAGGUGGACGUGGACACGUCAGACGUGGAAGUACCAAUUCACUUCCGCUCGACGCAUGUAGAAGAAGAUUAGUGUUCUGAUAUUGUGAUCGAUCUUUGAAGUUCUUUGUAUGUCUUAAUUAGUCAUAUGACAGUUUUCACCGAUAACACGUUUUGUAGCUCAUAUUUUCUAAUUUUCUUGGACUAAUCCUUCAUAUAUUAAUUGA
Molecule: messenger RNA, 1140 nt
Organism: Eruca vesicaria subsp. sativa (arugula)
Lineage: Eukaryota; Viridiplantae; Streptophyta; Magnoliopsida; Brassicales; Brassicaceae
Source: the annotation of a GenBank genome assembly